AAACAACGUGGCAUUUACGAGCUGCUACGAACUUUUGUAUAUGACUCUCAGCUGAACAAUUUUGAUGAAAGCGAAACAGUUUGAGUUCAUUACCAUUCAGCUGCUGUUGUUCGUAAUAUAAAUGUAAAAUACUUGGGAAUACUUAUUUUUUACUAGAAGCUCGUCUGUCAAUUCCUCGUACAAGUGCAAUAUCGUUUUAUAUAUGUAAAAUUAAGGUUAUAUCGGCAAUGACUACGUCAAUAGUGAUACAACUGUCACAAGAUAAAUAAUUCAUUUUGUUAUUGUGUGAGUGGCUCUUCCGUUCAGAAAUGUUUGUAUGUCAUUUUAUCGGAGGAUCUACGUUGGAGCAUUUUGGAACAAUAUAUCGAUAAUUAUCAUAUAAUCCAUGGGAUGCUUGAUAACGUUGUUAAAAGUAAGCGUUAAAAAUUAAAGAGUCGACGCUCGCAUAAAAAGAUCAUCGAUUACGGCGGAGAUUAAAAAAGUAAGGUGCAUGAGAUUGUUGUUGAUCUCUCAUAUCGUUCUUCAUGGGUACUAGAAGGAAAAUGAAUAAGGAUGACAACGUGGAAGAUGGGAUCCACGAGUCGAAGCAUGUCCACGAACGUUCGGAUGUACGAGGUGAUGAAAAGAAUAUAGCUAUUCUUUUAUUUUUAUAUCUGUUACAAGGAAUACCAUUGGGGUUAUGCGGUUCUAUACCCAUGUUACUUCAGAACAGAGAUGUGUCAUAUCGUCAGCAGGCUGAAUUUAGCUUUGUGCAAUGGCCCUUUUCUUUGAAACUGUUUUGGGCACCCAUAGUAGACUCCGUGUUUUCACAAAGAUUUGGAAGAAGAAAAACAUGGCUAAUUCCAACUCAAUAUUUAAUGGGAUUUUUCAUGCUGUUAUUAUCCAGCCAUGUAAAUCAAUGGUUGGGUAGUAAAACAAUAAAACCAAACAUAGAAAUGUUGACUGUAAUAUUUUUUGUACUAAAUGUUUUGGCUGCAACUCAAGAUAUUGUAGUAGAUGGAUGGGCACUGACCAUGUUAAAAAGAUGUAAUGUCGGAUAUGCAUCAACUUGCAACAGUGUAGGACAAACUGCUGGAUAUUUUAUUGGUUAUGUACUUUUUAUGGCAUUAGAAUCUCCAGAAUUUUGUAACAGUUAUUUAAGAUCUAUACCUUCCAAUGAAGGCAUUUUGACUCUGCCUGAUUUUCUCUAUUUCUGGGGAUGGGUAUUUAUAAUUAUCACCACUUUACUUGCCUUGUUUAAACAUGAAGAUUCAGAGAAAAUGCACAAAGACGAAGAAUUGAAUACAGAUAUCAAACAUGCGUACAGAUUACUUUGGAACAUUGUCAAAUUACCAUCUAUAAAAACAAUCAUUAUAUUUUUGUUAACUGCUAAGAUAGGGUUUUCUGCUUGUGAUGCUGUAACAGGUUUGAAGCUAGUAGAAGCUGGUAUACCGAAAGAAAAGUUUGCCCUUAUGGCUGUGCCUAUGAUUCCAUUACAAAUAUUGUUACCAUUAGCAAUAUCAAAGUAUACAGUAGGUCCAAGACCCAUGGAUGUAUACAUAAUGGCAAUGCCUUAUAGACUGGCUUUUGGAUUAGUAGCAGCAGUUUUGGUAUAUGUGACGCCAUAUAUCGUAACAGGGGGACACGUUCCAGCCUAUUACUUUGUAGUUUUAAUUGCUCUAUACUUGAUACACCAGGUUUUCACAAGUAGUAUGUUCGUGGCAUCGAUGGCAUUUUUUGCAAAGAUUAGCGAUCCAGCUGUUGGUGGUACUUACAUGACAUUACUAAAUACAUUAAGUAAUCUCGGAGCUAAUUGGCCAGCAACGGCAGCUCUUUGGUUUGUCGAUCCAUUAACGUAUCGACAAUGCAGCACUGAUCCCUCAAAUGACUGUAGCACAAUUUCGAAAAGGGAGCUCUGCAUGGACACGCACAAUGGUGCUUGUAAUAUGCAAUUUGAUGGAUAUUACAUAGAGAGUAUCUUGUGUUUAAUCAUAGGACUUGCUUGGCUCAGAUGGGGUCGACGGAAAAUAGAUCUGUUACAAAGAAGACCUAUGUCUGCUUGGAAAAUUAUUCUUUCGAAGCAGAACAGAUAACAGUAUUGAAUUUGUGUUGCAGUUUGCAAAUACGGUACCUGCAAUUAUUACGAAAUUGUUAGAAGUGUACGAAAACUCGAACAUAUCGAACGUAUCGAUGCUCGGGACGAGUCGAGAAGAGUCGCGUUUCAAAAGUAUCCGUAAUUUGAGGUUGUCGGGAUUCCUGAAAAUUUCGGGAUUCUUGAGAAAGUCAGGAUUUUCGAGAAUUAUAAAAUUAUAUAGUAAAUUAUAAUAUUCUAUAAUAAAAUUUUAUAUUUAUGAUAUAUUUCGUUGUUAUUUCUACUUCGUAUUCCAGUCGAUAUAAUUUUUAAAUUUUCAAGAAUUUCGAAAUUCUCAGGAAUUCUGACAGUACCGAAUUACGAGAUACUUUUGAGAACCCAACCCGAUCCGAUAUUUUUGGGUUCUCGCACAUCUCUAGAAAUUGUACAAAGUAAAUACGCGUAUGUUGAACGCGUAUCGGUUGCGUGUCCGGGUGAUUUUCUACACGUCCAUCAAGUGUUUCGAUUUGAUCAACGCAACAUGAACUGAAUUGUUUUCUAGUUUCACAAUAUUUUUUGUUUCUUGUUCUUAUUUGUUUAAUUUUUUUUAAUGUAACAAAUAAUAAGCGGUAUUUGUCGGAGGUUUGAUACCUAACUUUAUAUGAAUAAUUUUUAUAACAUUAUUUGAUAUAUUGGCACAAUAACAACAUCGAACAAGUACUGCAUUCAUUGUACAAUUAUUUAAAUAGAGCACUGAUGAUUUUGGUUGUAGCAUGUCGUUUAUACCUAGUGAUAUGCCAAAAAAAUAAAACUGUGUCUUUUUCUA
This is a messenger RNA of Bombus pyrosoma, 2876 nucleotides long. Its product is annotated as acetyl-coenzyme A transporter 1. Lineage: Eukaryota; Metazoa; Arthropoda; Insecta; Hymenoptera; Apidae. The transcript has 8 exons. Bases 525 to 2072 code for a protein of 515 amino acids. The record is from RefSeq and is a predicted model, not a curated record. Gene Ontology annotation, cellular component: membrane. Gene Ontology annotation, molecular function: acetyl-CoA transmembrane transporter activity.